Mytilinidion resinicola is the source of this 563-nucleotide messenger RNA. RefSeq lists its product as uncharacterized. Lineage: Eukaryota; Fungi; Ascomycota; Dothideomycetes; Mytilinidiales; Mytilinidiaceae. The record is from RefSeq and is a predicted model, not a curated record. Bases 34 to 561 code for a protein of 175 amino acids. The transcript has a single exon.
UCUUGUUACAACGGCGCAUUGGGAGCGAGAGGCAUGCACAGUCUUCGGUCAUACGGGAGAGAUAAGCCGGUUUCCGACAACGCUUAUACCAUUACGUCGAUUUAUCACGGCGGCACUCUCAGGAUGUACACCAGCCACCGUACACAGCCAACCAGCGCUGGAGGCCGGCCUAAAUACUACAUGACUCAGCUAAGAUCCUUUGCAAUGACCGACACUGCUAAGACUUUCCGACAGGGUGCCCGGGCGUAUAGAAAUGCGAGAGACUGGGCAAAAGAGCAGAGGAACGAGGCGAUUGAGCAGGCGAACGAGAGAGCCAGCCCUGUUGCAGCUGAAGCACCAGUACUAGCAGGUGAUGCAGCGGGUGAUGCAUCAGGAUCGCUGAAUGAAGAGGACUUCGAGGAACCUGAUAGUUCAACAGAGGAGCUUGCGGAUUACAGACCACCGGCUAAACGUUCCAGCAAGCGUUCUAAGCCCUCACAGAUUGAGCGAAUGCAACGCAACGCCGGUGAAUCUACCGACGGCUCACACAGCCAUGGAUCCGCCGUUAUUCACUCAGGUUGAAA